AUGCCCACAUAUGAUACACAGGAGACAAGGAAAUGUUUACAGAAGGGAAGCUGUCUCUCUCUGUGCAGGGAGGAGCCGUUUUGUAGGAUCUGCCACGAAUGCAGCGCUUCAGGGGAGCUGCUGUCCCCCUGCCAGUGCUGCGGUAGCCUGGCCAUGGUGCACCGGGCCUGUCUGGAGCACUGGCUCACCGCCUCCAACAGCAGCCACUGUGAACUCUGCCGCCACCAGUUUGCAUUCUAGCGCCUGCCAAAGCCCCUUACUGAGUGGUUGUGUUCUCCAUCCGUGCAGCAGCAGAGGCGGACGGUGUGUGGUGAUGCCGUGUGUUUCCUGUUCAUCACACCACUGGCCAGCCUGUCAGGAUGGCUCUGUGUUCAGGGCGCCUUGGACCUCUACUACACCAACGGCAUGGAGGCCUUGGGGCUACUGGUCCUCACACUGGCCCUCUUCACCAUAUACGUCUUCUGGACCCUGGUAUCGGUGCGCUACCAUAUGAAUUUGUUCCAGACGUGGAAGACCACCAACAACAGAGUGCGAUUGCAGAUUCCAUUGCCUGCCCACAGCACUCUGACCCAACAGACCCUGCCCAUAAAGACCUUCUGCAAAGGCACCAACAAAGAGACUAUAGUGUAG
This is a messenger RNA of Pseudoliparis swirei, 630 nucleotides long. RefSeq lists its product as uncharacterized. Gene Ontology annotation, biological process: protein ubiquitination. NCBI's taxonomy places the organism in Eukaryota, Metazoa, Chordata, Actinopteri, Perciformes, Liparidae. Gene Ontology annotation, molecular function: ubiquitin-protein transferase activity; zinc ion binding. The record is from RefSeq and is a predicted model, not a curated record. The transcript is spliced from 4 exons.